CAGUCAUUCCUCUCUCAAUCCUCUUCUAGAAGCCAGCUUUCCUUCUUCUGACUCACUGCUGGGUUCACUGCUGGGUUCACUCUUGCCAGGGAUCUUUUUGUUUGGUUUCUUACCCUCUCACAGUCACAAUGGUUCACGCCGUUUUCUCCCCACCUGCGCUAUCGUCGCGGACCUCGGCCUCGCGGCCAGCAUACGCCACACAUGGAGAAUUUGGAACAAUUCCCAUAUCGUCCACUUCUCAUCCAGAUAAUCCAGUCCCUGAAGAACCUCGGGAUCGUUCGUUGUCGGUCACUAGUAUGACCUUCACUGGAUCUCAAGAGACCGAAAAUACAGAUUCCGAGUCCCCAUCUACCCCACCAACAGAGCACUCCGAUCUGGAAGACUCUUCGCGCAAAGGGUCGUCGACUGAAAAUGGAACCGGACAUCGACGACGGGCCUCGACUGUUCUCAUCACACAGGGUCCUGAGGAUAUGAGGCGUGUUCUGGAGAAUGUGGGAGCAGGCGGAACACAGAAACUACAGCCCAUGUGCUGUGGCGGUGGAUGCUGUCGUAGCCAGCCCUUGAACCGAAUCUCUGGACCAGUUUCAGUGACCAACCCUGUCACGCCUCCCGACAACCAAGCCUACAACAGCUUGAAGCUGAAUGUCGAACUUCUCGGGUUGGAAAGCGAACUUACUAGUAUUGUUGCCCUCCCAGAGAAGACUGUGUCUUUCGCAGGCAUCCCAGCGUCGGCUGUGGAUAUGGAACUGGGUCCCUCAGGUCAUCCGCCACCGUUUGUUCAACCCCACCCUCCAUACAACGUCUAUCGCGCGCCGUUAUACCAUGCCCGAGAACUCACCAAGCCUGGGGCAGAGAAGAGAACGUACCACUUUGACAUCGAUGUAACCGACUACCCCGCAGAAAGUGGAAACGUUGACUUCAUUGUGGGUGGUGCCAUUGGUGUAUGCCCUAUGAACAAGGGAGAAGAGGUCGAGGAUAUUUUUAACCGACUCUGUAUCCCUAAAUCAAUUCGCGACAAGAAAGUCACUGUGUGCACCACCCAAGGCAGGUGGCCCACGAUCUGGGGUGACGACCAACCUAGGGAGUUGAUCACGACCCGCAGAGAGCUCUUGACCUGGUGCUCUGAUAUCCAGAGUUAUGCCCCCACAAAGGGUCUAUUUCGAUUGCUUGCUGAGUACUCCAGCAACCAAGAUGAGAAAAAGAUCCUGAUGUUCUUGUCGUCCGCGCAAGGUCAGGGUGCCUUCUGCGAUCUUCGCACUAGCUCGCAUAUCACCGUCUCCCAGUUACUCCACGCCUUCCCCUCUUCUCAACCUCCUCUGGAUCACCUUCUUUCCGUCCUCAACACCCUAAUGCCUCGCUUCUAUUCUUUGUCGCAGGACCCCCUCAUCUCCUGCAAGCGAAAGGGUACCCAAUCCCGCCGUCUGGUUGAAAUCGCAGUGUCCGUUGCAGAAUCCGACGCCUGGAACGGUGGCCUGCGAACUGGGGUAGGAUCCGGAUUCCUUGAACGCCAAGCAAGGCGCCUCAUCCAAGCCGAAAAGCAAGGCAUCGACCCUGCAACUCUCGACAUUCACAUCCCCAUGUUCCGCGGCUUGAUGGCCAACCCCUUGGCCAAGAGAUUUGUUUCUGACGGCCCUAUGCUUCUUAUCGGGGCUGGCGUUGGCAUCGCUCCGUUCCGCGGAUUUGUCCAGCGACGUCUUCAGUCUGCCAACUGUGCGAAUAAGGUUUGGGUGUUGCAGGGUGUUCGCGACUCACUGCUCGAUGAGCUCUAUCGUGGUGAGUGGGGUGUGGAUGAGGACAAGGUCCGCACGGUGGUCCAAAGUCGUCGUGGGGAGAGCAAGUAUGUACAGGAGGAGGUCCGCAACCAAGCGGAUCUGGUGUGGUUCGUGAUCAACGCUUUGGACGGACGUGUGUUCGUCUGCGGAAGCGGCAAGGGAAUGGGCGAGGGGGUUGAACAGGCACUGGUUGAGGUUGCUAUGGCCAAGGGUAAUCUGAACCAAGAAGAGGCCAAGUUGUUCUGGGAUAACAAAAAGGAGGCGGGGCAAUAUAUUGCAGAAACAUGGUAAAAUGUUUGGGAGACGAAGGCUUGCAGUGUAAGAGGAAUUACCUGACAUCUGACUGGUCGGAGCCAAGUACUGUACAUAUC
Messenger RNA from Aspergillus ochraceoroseus IBT 24754, 2143 nucleotides. RefSeq names its product FAD binding domain protein. The record is from RefSeq and is a predicted model, not a curated record. Gene Ontology annotation, cellular component: cytosol. The coding region runs from base 129 to 2063 and encodes 644 amino acids. Gene Ontology annotation, biological process: homocysteine metabolic process. Gene Ontology annotation, molecular function: FMN binding; [methionine synthase] reductase (NADPH) activity; flavin adenine dinucleotide binding. NCBI's taxonomy places the organism in Eukaryota, Fungi, Ascomycota, Eurotiomycetes, Eurotiales, Aspergillaceae. The transcript has 3 exons.